AUUGAAGGCAAGAUGGCGUCGCUCAAGUGUUGUUGUUCAUGUCAAAUGUUGUUUUAAUAGGCCGUUAUUUCCUAACCAAGCUCGUUUAUUCAGAACCUAACAUAAACUUCAUCUAUCAGUCUGUAGAAGAUGACAGGAAAUCACCUACCAUUUGUGCCUAUCCAAAAGAAUGGACCCUAGAGAAAUUUUAAAGAAAAUUAGACUCCUGCUUCAAUAAAGACAGUAAUUAUGAUACAGAAGAAAUGUUUGAAGAAAGUGAAAGUGAUAUGCAAGCUUUAGGAGCCACAGGCCAAAAUAGUGACUUGAGAUGAAAUCAUAUAAGUUUACGUUUCUGUUGAAAAUACCUGUUACACAUGCAUUCAAAAUACGAGUAUGUGUGAUGGAUCGAACUAGAAUAUUAGUGAAGUGAAUGUCAUUGAAGAAAUAAGUAAUCCAGAAAGAGCAAAAAAAGAUCAGAUAAACACAGCUCACCUAUCACUUGUGUGGGUUACCUCUCUGCCUAGGCCCAUAGUCAACCAACCUACAGCUACCAAGAGAGAAAGUUGAAGAAUUCCUACAGUAGCCAUCACCCUUGGGCUUCUGCAUUCCUUGCUCUCUUAGGAUUACUUUCCAUUGAAGAAGGAAAGGGACGAAGAUGGCAACAACACACACAGUGCGCACUGUGGGCAGCAUACCCUCUAAGUAUGUGCAGAGGAAGCGAAUGAGGAUGCGACCUACAACUGUGGGAUGCCAUCGAGUGGCUCUUAUACAUGGAGACCCAGAGCACAAGAUUGAUGAAUUCAUGCUGUACAGUGAUGAGGAUGAGGAAGAGGAGGAUAACGAUGCGGAAGAGGAAGAGAACUCAAGGGAUGGAGGAGGAUACAUUGCCUUAGGGGGCGUCCCUCACCAUCCUUCACACCACCACCACACAGUGCGGCGGAAACAGUCUUUUAUGCAGAAGUACCAACCACUGAGCCACAACUUUGCCGAUUAUGUCUUGACAAGAUCUCGGGGCUGCAGCCGGCAUGAGUACCAAAGCAUCAAUGAGGAGUUUGGCACAAGGCACAUGCUAACCACAGGCAUGUUUCGAGAGAGACCCAUUCCACUCAAUAGGAUAAACAAGGUUUUCUGCUCUCAGUGGCUGAGCGACCAUCAGAUCGCUAUGGGGACCAAGUGUAACAAGUUGAUGGUAUACGACGUGAAUACACGCCAGAUGGAUGUGAUCCCUUCACUGCGAAGCUCAGAGCCCCACCGUCCGCAGGAUCAACAGUGCGGGAUCCAUUCCAUUGAAAUCAAUCCCUCACGUACCCUCCUGGCUACUGGUGCACUAAACUCCAAUGACAUUGCUGUCUACCGCCUGCCAACACUUGAUCCAGUCUGUGUAGGUGAAAAGGCCCACUCAGACUGGAUCUUUGACAUGUGUUGGCUGGAUGACCAAUUUCUUGUGUCAGGCUCAAGGGACACACGGCUUGCCCUCUGGAAGAUUGAUGAUGACAUUGAUAUGAGCAACUCAAGCAAUCUUCCCAACUAUGGCCACAUCAAACCUGUGAAGAUCAAGAAGUGUAAUGGUGCAGAGAAAGUGCGAGCAGUCAUCUUCAACCCAAACUUUGUAGAGAUUGUGGCACUCUCGCUCAAUGCCUACCUCCACGUAUGGGACGCCAACCGUUUUGUACAGAAAAUGUCCCGCAAGCUCCCACAUGCUAUGGAGAAUGUUUGCCUCACUGUCAAAGAGGACAGUUCCCUCUAUGCAAUUGGGUCCAAGUCCCACACCACAUUGCUGGACCCUAGAACACUGCAUUAUGUUAAAAAGGUGAAUGCCAGAAUCACAGGUUGUGGUAUCCGGUCUGUGAGUUUCCAUGGUGACAUUCUGACCAUCGGCACCGGUGUGGGUGCGAUAAUGUUCUAUGAUAUGCGAGCUGGGAGGUACAUGGAAUCCACCAUGAAUAGCGGCCGAGCAGUAGUCCUGAAGAGCACGAAGGGUUGGGUGAGCGCAGAUGAACCCUACCACGACGUAUUUCAUAAUGUGGAAUACACACCAGCCAUAUACACACAUUGUUAUGAUUGGUCUGGCAUGAGGUUGUUUGCAGCAGGUGGCCCUUUGCCCGCCUCCCUCAAAGGCAACUAUGCUGCUCUUUGGUGCUAAAAGUUUACAGAUGAAAAUGGAAUAAAUGAAAAUAAAAGAUAUAUAAAUAAACUGGCAAAUCAGGAGGAGUUUUGUGCAAGUGCAUUUGUUUGUGUAUGUGAGCUUGUUAUCAUGUGCACAUACGCUGAUGAUUGCAAUGGAUGUGUUUGUCCUUCCAAAGUGCCAAUGUUUGAUAGAGAGAAGGACAUGAUUCAAAAAGUGCAUCAGUGUGAGGCAGGGUCAGAAGCACUUUGGCUGACAAGUGCAAUGAUUGAAAAACUUGGGUGGAAGGUCUACUCCACUAAUGUGAUGAUACUGAAAAAAAGGAAUGUAUCACCAGAGUCAUGAAGGAGUAUAUAGUGGGCAGGAAAUAGUGUCCAUGUGAGGUGUGUGUUGUAAUUUCUGAAAAGCUGUCAAGGAUACCAGGAAGGAGUUUUAGAAUAAAGUGUUAUACCAUGUACUUUGAUUGACUAAAUGCAUGUGGAAAGGUCUUGCACUGAGUCUUGUGUCUGUGCAUGAAGCAUUUUGUGUGCAUAUAAAUGAAAAGGAGGUUUCCAAAUGAUUUUAUUGUGUCCAAGACAAGUUAGUGAGGAAGCAUAAUGUUGAAGAACAUAUAGGAGGUACAAAUGAAAAGUUUUGUUGACAAGUCUGUAUUAGUCUGGUCUGUUCUGCUUCAUGAUUCUUUUAUUUUUACUCUAGAAUCUCUCUAAUUUUUGGUUUUUAUUUGUUCCUAAUUUUUAAACAAGAAAACCUGUCCAGACAAAGGGUGAAUUUCCUGCUCAAUUUUACUUUUUUCCUGUCCUAUGAUAUUGAUACUGAAAUA
Molecule: messenger RNA, 2924 nt
Organism: Penaeus indicus
Lineage: Eukaryota; Metazoa; Arthropoda; Malacostraca; Decapoda; Penaeidae
Gene: DCAF12
Product: DDB1- and CUL4-associated factor 12 homolog
Exons: 8
Coding region: 635-2122 (495 amino acids)
Cellular component (GO): Cul4-RING E3 ubiquitin ligase complex
Molecular function (GO): protein binding
Source: RefSeq, a predicted model, not a curated record